CUUCAGAAAUGGCAAUAACUGUUUGGGAAAUUUUGUGAGGAUGAGAGAAAAUUACUGAGAAGUUCAAAGCCUUUUGUUUAAAGGUGUCAUGAUAUUUCUCAUGAGUUUCUUAUCCAAAACUUUUCUUUAUGCCCCGGCUAAGGAAGAGGAAGAAAGAAAAUUCAAUGAAGAAUUAAGCAUGUUAUUUGACAUGUUGAACCGGGAGGAAAAUGAAGCGAACCAAUACUGGGAAGAGGUAUUUCAAAUUCUGACAGGCUUUCCAGUGGUAUAGAAAGCUUGCUGCUUUAUGGGUUGAGGAUGUUGUAAUUAGUCCAUCCCAUGGAAUUAUCGUUUUAACUUAUUUUAAGGAAGCUUCCGUGACUAGGUGAUGUGCCCUGGAGCUUACAGCUGAGUUUUCACCUUCCCUCUUACUCUCCGGGCCUAGGGCUGCAGCAAACUCUUUCUCCAGAAACUGCUCUACGUCCUGUUAUGGACGCAGUUUUCUUGUAUGUUAUUUUGAGGAUUUUCUAUAGGUUCUACUGUUUAGAUCUGUUUAUUCGUGUUGUAAUAAUGGAUUGCGUUUAUUACUCUAUAAUAUAAGAGGUUUAUUUGU
Molecule: messenger RNA, 592 nt
Organism: Rubroshorea leprosula
Lineage: Eukaryota; Viridiplantae; Streptophyta; Magnoliopsida; Malvales; Dipterocarpaceae
Source: the annotation of a GenBank genome assembly